Molecule: messenger RNA, 1767 nt
Organism: Phaedon cochleariae (mustard beetle)
Lineage: Eukaryota; Metazoa; Arthropoda; Insecta; Coleoptera; Chrysomelidae
Source: the annotation of a GenBank genome assembly
AUGACGAUAAUGGUUCCCGCAAUGGCGCUGGUCUUCCUGGCGAACCUGCUGAUCCUCACAGCAGCAGGAGCAGAGUUCGUUCGUGAUCUAGAAGUAUCAGAAGGCGCGCCAGUAGGAACAAAAAUCGGCUUCAUUGGAGACGGGGCAUCUCUGGACAGUGGACCACCCUAUCUCAUAGUCCCGGUAGGAGUCGCCGUUGACUCAGACCUUUCCAUAGACCAGAACACCGGUGAAAUAAGGACGAAAGUACCCCUAGAUCGAGAAACUCGCGCCAGUUACUCCUUAGUAGCGAUACCGAUGAGUGGCGAUAAUGUGAAAGUUGUAGUGAAAGUUUUGGAUGAAAACGACAAUGCCCCCAAAUUUCCCUCGUCCCUAAUGAAUAUAGAAUUCCCAGAAAACACUCCCAGGGAUGUGAAACGAACUUUACACCCAGCUAGGGAUUUGGACUUGGACAUCUUCAAUACACAGAAGUACAACAUAAUAUCAGGAAACACAAACAACGUGUUCAGGUUGUCAUCCCACAGAGAACGUGACGGAGUAUUAUACCUAGAUCUCCAAAUCAAUGGAUUCUUAGAUAGGGAAACUACUCCGUCAUAUAGUUUAGUAAUCGAAGCUCUGGAUGGAGGAACUCCUCCUUUGCGUGGUGAAAUGACGGUCAACAUCACUAUUCAGGACGUCAACGACAACCCUCCAGUAUUCAACCAAAGCCGGUAUUUCGCUACCAUUCCCGAAAAUACCACCGUCGGGACCAGCGUCCUCGAGGUGAUAGCCACCGAUGGGGAUGCUGAACAAAAUGGCCAAAUCGAAUAUUCGAUCAAUAGACGCCAGAGUGACAAGGACAACAUGUUCCGCAUAGAUCCCUCCUCAGGAGUGAUAUUUGUCAAUAAACCAUUAGAUUUCGAGAUGAAAGAGCUCCACGAGCUGGUCAUCGUAGCCAAAGAUCAUGGCUUGCAACCAUUGGAAGCUACCGCGUUUGUUUCCAUCAGAGUGACCGACGUGAAUGACAACCAGCCCACCAUUAACGUCAUCUUCCUGAGUGACGAUGCUACUCCUAAAAUAAGCGAGUCGGCUCAGCCAGGAGAAUUCGUCGCCAGAAUAAGUGUUCAUGAUCCUGAUUCCAAAACCGAUUAUUCUAACGUGAACGUUACGCUGAGCGGCGGUGAAGGACACUUUGGGCUCACCACUAGGGACAACAUAAUCUACUUGGUUAUCGUUUCGCUACCUCUGGAUAGAGAGCUGCAGCCCAACUACACAUUGGAUGUGGUGGCCACAGAUACCGGAACGCCACCUCUGCAUGCUUCUAGGACCAUCAACCUCCAUAUAACUGACAUCAACGACAACGCUCCCGAAUUCGAGCAGAGAACGUACAAUGCCAACGUGAUGGAAGUCUCUGAUCCGGGUACCUCGGUGAUCCAAGUCGUUGCGACUGAUAAGGACGAGGGAAAUAACAGUGCGAUUACGUAUUCUCUUGUGGACUAUCCGGAAAACCAUUCCGGGUGGUUCCACAUAGACGCUAGAAGCGGGUUAGUGACGACGCGUGCUCACGUCGAUUGUGAGACUGACCCAUUACCUCGGUUGACAGUUGUCGCAACAGAUAAUGGGUUUCCUCCUCUAAGUUCGUCCGCGACAGUGUUAGUGACCAUUCACGAUGUGAACGAUAAUGAACCCAUCUUCGAUCAGAGUUUCUACAAUGUAACUGUAGCUGAAAAUGAGGCAGAAGGUCGCUGUAUAAUAAAGGUAGGUGUACUCGGUAUAGAAGUACGCUAG